AUGAAGUACCUCUUACGCCUCAGGUAUGUUCCGGAACACUAUCACCAUGACUUACAGAAGCGUUUUCGUAAGUUAACUCUGGGAACAAGGAGCGUGGAAGAGUACUUUGAGGAGUUCGAGAAACUGAUGAACUCCCUAGAGCUUGAAGAGACCGAAGAGGCUUUAAUGGCUCAAUUUUUGGAUGGUCUCCAAGAGAGAAUAGCCCGCAAAGUGGAGAGGGUCAAGUAUAGUGGCCUCCACAAAUUGUUGCACCUUUCAGUUCAGGUGGAACAGCAAAUCAAACGUAAAGCCUCAAUGACAAGGGCAAGUUCGUGGACGUUGAUUCACGUCUCAAGUCAAAGCUCACCGAGGUGCCAAAACCCAAUCGACCGGAACCAGGGACGAGGGCACUAUGCACGAGACUGUCCAAAUCAAAGGGUAAUGAUCAUCACCCCGAGUGGAGGAUAUGAGUCUCAAGACGAGCCCGAAGAAGAACCAGAGAACCCUGAAGAGGAUGUGGAAUAUCCUGAUACUGGUGAAUAUCUCUUAGUGACGAGGAGAGUCCUAAGUGUGCAAGUUCAACCUGAGGAUCGGAUCCAACGAGAAAACUUGUUCCAUACGCGGUGCACCAUUAACAACAAGUUAUGUAAUCUUGUUAUUGAUGGAGGUUCAUGUACUAACGUGGCAAGCAAGUUCAUGGUAGACAUAUUAGGGCUGGAAAAGAUCAAGCACCCGAGACCAUACAAAUUGCAAUGGCUUGACGAUGCCACCGAGCUCAAAGUAACCGAACAAGUCACGGUUCCUUUUAGCAUGGGCAAGUACAAAGACGAGGUCCUUUGUGAUGUUGUGCCGAUGCAGGCAGGGCAUCUUUUACUCGGAAGGCCGUGGCAGUUUGACAAGGCGACUAUGCACAAUGGCCGCACCAACUUUUACAGCUUCACGCACCUUGGACGCAAAUAUAAUCUAGCUCCCCUCAGCCCCACCGAGGUCCAUGAACUACAGAGCCGAAUGCAACAAGAGGCUAAGUCUUCUAAAUCAGCAUUACACUUAUCUACUGGUGAAUUAAACCGCAUUUGUAGUGCCAACCGCACUAUGUUAUUAAUGCUUUUCAAAGAAUGUCUUAGCGCAGGUCUAAAGGAGCUUGAACUCCCACCCGAGGUAAAGAUCUUACUCAAACGGUUUGAAGAUGUCUUUCCUGAGGAGAUCCCACCAGGGCUACCACCUCUACGAGGAAUAGAGCAUCAGAUAGACCUUGUUCCAGGAUUUGUUGUGAGUGAACAGGGCUUACAGGUGGAUGAAGAAAAGAUAAAGGCGAUACAAGAAUGGCCUACCCCUACCACCAUCGGCCAUAAGAACGUUCCGUUCAAGUGGGGAAUAGCUCAAGACGAAGCGUUUCGAGCCUUGAAGGAGAGGCUCCCCCAAGCACCUGUUCUUGCCUUACCGAACUUCGACGAGAUGUUCGAAGUGAAAUGCGAUGCCUCCGGAUUAGGGAUCGGAGCUGUGCUGCACCAAAAGAAGAGGCCGGUGGCGUAUUUCAGUGAGAAACUCCAUGGGGCCACCCUCAACUACCCCACCUACGAUAAGGAGUUGUACGCACUAGUUAGAGCAUUGGAGACGUGGCAACAUUACUUGUUAUCCAAGGAGUUCCUCAUACACACUGAUCACGAAACCCUUAAACAUUUGCGUGGCCAAACCUCACUUAAACGAAGGCAUGCUAAAUGGCUUGAGUUCAUAGAAACCUUCCCCUAUGUAAUCAAGUACAAAAAGGGCAAAGACAACGUGGGAUCCAUGAGGGAACUAGUGCUUAGUGAAGCUCACAGUGGAGGCUUAAUGGGACACUUUGGGGUGGAUAAGAUUCUGGCUGUCAUGAUGGACCAUUUCUAUUGGCCACACAUGAAAAGGGACGUGGAACGGUUCUGUUCUAGAUGUAUCCAGUGCCACAAAGCCAAAUCCAGGUCACACCCUCACGGUUUAUAUAUGCCUCUGCCUAUACCUAACGCCCCUUGGGUAGAUAUUUCGAUGGACUUUGUCUUAGGUUUACCCAAGAUCAGGCACAAGGACUCCAUCUUUGUUGUUGUUGACCGGUUCUCUAAGAUGGCCCACUUUAUACCGUGUGAGAAGACAAACGACGCUACACAAAUAGCCAAUUUGUUCUUCAAGGAGGUUGUGCGUCUACAUGGGGUCCCGAGAACAAUCAUUUGA
Molecule: messenger RNA, 2181 nt
Organism: Eutrema salsugineum
Lineage: Eukaryota; Viridiplantae; Streptophyta; Magnoliopsida; Brassicales; Brassicaceae
Exons: 5
Coding region: 1-2181 (726 amino acids)
Molecular function (GO): nucleic acid binding
Source: RefSeq, a predicted model, not a curated record